Molecule: messenger RNA, 2360 nt
Organism: Mauremys reevesii (Reeves's turtle)
Lineage: Eukaryota; Metazoa; Chordata; Testudines; Geoemydidae
Gene: STOML1
Product: stomatin like 1
Exons: 7
Coding region: 839-1891 (350 amino acids)
Cellular component (GO): plasma membrane
Source: RefSeq, a predicted model, not a curated record
AGUGCUACUGCGCCCGCAUCCCUGCCUGGAAGGAGACAGACCAGAUCAACUGGCAAGGGCUACAAAGGGAUCUGCUGGCGUUACAGAGGAGACACAAAGCAGAUGAAGACACUCACUGCUCCAGCCUAGGAAGGAUUGUCUCUGAGCAGCCAGGGGAGGGAAUUGGAUCAGGGUACUGGGGAGUGAGCCCUUAAUGUUGCUCUGUGAUGGCUCACCUCGGAUUAGCAAUGAUUUCUGAUCUAAGGCUUAAGAAUUGCCCUUGGCCUGGUAUUGAAAAGCUAUGGUGCAGCUGUUUGGCAUUUGACUGUCAGGUGUUUUGUCUUUAUUUAUGGUGCUGAUGGGGCUUGGAAAUCACCCAGAACCCUGCUGGCUAGCUACAAAAACUGUGUUUGAGUGUAGAAUGCAAGCAAGCAAGGACUAUAUUUUGUUACCCCUCUGGCCUGCAAAGGCCCCCUGAAGGAGCCAUCGUGUGACUGGAUUUCUCAGAUUCAGAGUCACUUGUAAAGACUUGUUUGUUUUUUAUGCAGCAUCUUGAAGCAUUCUUGGUAUCUUUUUUCCCCUGCUCCUAAACAGCUUGGGUGUGCAGGGAUUUUUACGUUAACCUGCAGGUAAGAACGGCACCCACUUGCAAGAUUCAAAGAAUCAAGCAGGACUGUGUGGCUGUGCUUUGAGCUAAUUGGAUAUUGAUGUUCGUGGGGAGUGAGCAGAUUAUUUGUUCAGUCUGAAGCACUAGGAACUGAAUGCUGCCCUGGGGACUCCCACCAGUCAGUUUACCGGCAGGGUGUGCAGGGGGAAGGGAUGGAGAGAUUAUUGAAAGUCUUAGGAGGUAAACUGGACCAUGUUCAGCCGGUCAGGAUAUCAAGCUCUUCCACUGGGGGACUAUAACCAUUUCCCACAGUCCAGCAUUGGAGUCUAUGGAUCUCAGAAGAGCUUAUUUUCCUUUGGGCAUGUGCAAGACCCAUGGGACCAGGUCCUGCAAAUGAAAGGUUCCUCCCAGUGCUGUCUGUCAUGGAUUUGCCAUGGGAUUGUCACAUCUUUGGCCUUCCUGCUGAUGGUCAUCACCUUCCCCAUCUCCGGAUGGUUUGUCUUGAAAAAAGUCCCUGCCUAUGAGCGAAUGACUGUAUUCCGCUUGGGCCGGAUCCGAGCCCCCCAGGGGCCAGGCAUGGUCCUGCUGUUGCCAUUCAUAGAUCACUGGCAACUAGUAGACUUGAGGACAAGAGCCUUUAACGUGCCACCACGUAAGCUGACCUCCAAGGAUGGAGCCGUGAUCUCCAUGGGGGCCGAUAUCCAGUUCCGGGUGUGGGAUCUGAACUCAUCUCAACAGGAUCCAGUGCUGUUUGUCAUGAUGGUGAAGGAUCUGAAUGCAGCCAUCCGAAUGACGGCCCAAAACGCCAUGACCAAGACCUUGCUGAAGAAGAACCUGAGGGAGAUACAGACGGAGAAGCUGCGGAUUGGGGACCAGCUCCCGCUUGAAAUCAACGACAUGACCAAGUCUUGGGGCCUGGAAGUGCAUCGGGUUGAGCUGAUUUUGGAGGCAAUGCUGCAACCCUCCCAAGAGAGUCUGUCCGGACCUCUGACCAUGACACCCCCGAUCCCUGGGUUUGAAGGACUAGAUAGCACCAUUCAGCAGCUGGCUGCUCACUUCUUUAGCAACAGCAUGGCGGUGGCAGCAGCAGCUAGUCCUGAGACAGGCAGUGGGCGGAUUGGCCGUGGGGACCCUGAGCGCAACCCUGAUGUGAUUCUGGAGAUGAUGGAAAAUGACCUGCAGGCUUUCUUCUCAGGUGAACUUCAUCCUCUGAGUGCCUACGUGAGCGGGUUGUGUGUCAAGGGCGACCUGAGCAUUGCCCUGAAACUGGAGGAGCUCUUCAAGGCAAUGAAACAACGUAGAUAGAGAAAGAGAAUGUGUGUGAGAGUGUGCAUGCACAUGUGUGCAUGGUGUGAGAAGGCAGGAGUAGCAAAGAGUCUGGCAGGAGAACCAUCUGAUUGUGAAGGGAGUGAGGAUUCAAGCUCUUCUAUUCUCUGUUUCAUGCUCUGGGGAUAUUGAUCAUUGCCCAGGGAAGCAGGAAGACAAAUCCCCUCUUUGAUGGGAUCCCUGGGGUGCAGCCUGGGACCAUGGGACUGCUGUACCCCCUUAACUCUCCAGCCUGGGCUGUCUCUCACAAUGCUUUGCAAAUGAUAAGCAGCAAACCCCUCUAGGUGCUGUGAUCACUCAGCACAACUGCAUGUGGAACCCCACACGCAGAUUGCAUGAAUGCUCCCAGAGCCACUCAUGAAUCACAGAGAAAGGCACCAGCCGAAUCCCCCCAGUUCCCAGCACUGUACUUCAAGAAUAUACCAUCUUGCACUGCUCAAGACAGCAG